UGAAGACAUAACCAGAUUUAGACCACUGGAUGAAAUGAGCUCACAUAAUUACGUCUUUCUGAUGAGCAAUUUAACUAUAACACCACAUUUGAAACGCUAGUGCUCUUACAAAUCUUCCAAAGCGCUUUACUAACACGAAACACCGACCAAACGUGCAACGCCGUUAUAUCAAACAAACGCGUCCCACCAGUGAGCAGUAACUUGGCUUUGGCCAAUCAGCGACGGGUAUUGAUGCAAGUGACACACUCCCGCCAAUUCUGAUUUGGGAGCGCGAGGCAGGCAGCGGGGGUAUAGGGAGUAUGUGGGAGAUGCGGAAAGAGAAUGCGUGAUGUUUUAUGUGAAAUAAAUGAGAAAAUAUAUGUUUUAAAUAGCAACAAACUCUUUGGUUCGCUGUCGGGGGGCAUUUUCGGUUGUUUACGCCUCCUGUACCGUUGUUUUACCGAAGAAUAUCGCAAACGUGAGGAGCCCCGGUGUAGCGGUUGGGAUGUUGGCGGCGGAGAACCCACCAGUGGACGGACAUCUGACCGCUCCGACUCUCCGUAGAAGAGGGAUGGAUUGUAAAUCGAGGAAGAAUGCCAACAAGAAACUUAUCCAAGCUCGUCUCCCAUUCAAGCGCAUGAACCCUGAACCAAAAGAGAACCAGCCGCCUAAACGCCCCUGUGCACAUGCCUGCCCCAAACCAGGAGUCCCAGACAGGGAGAAUGACAAUGAGUCGUCUGCACUCCCUGUACACAGUGGACCACCCUUGGUUAAUGGCCGCGGGCCCCUUGAUGGCUUCCUGAGCCGUAGGCGCCCUGCACCAUCAGAUGAGAACAUGGUUAUAGAUCUGACCGAGGACAAUACCUCGUCUCCCAUGAAGUGCCUUAUUUCACCCGCCGCCGCCGCCUCUCCCUGCCUCCGAGCAAAAGACAAGCAUCAGGGCAAAGACAAAACUGCAUCCUCUGGGAAAUCCGGCAACGUGGAUCAUACUCCCAAAACACACACUUUAGACUGCACUGUAGACAGCGAGGAUGAGGAAGAUGAAGAGGUGGAGGAAGAAGAAGAAGAAGAAGAUGGUAAUCAGACAGCAUCUAAUUCACAGCUUGACUCAACGCAGGAUUCUGAAAGUGAGCCAGAAGAGCAGGAUGAGUCAGGAAACGUUUCCAGUUUAGGAAACCAGUCCAUGCUGUCGGCUUCAUCAGUCAGCUCCACAUCUGAAAGCUCACCAGAGGAGUCCAAGACUGAUGACCUCACACCCACUAGUACGCCUAAACAGCCAAAGACCACCCCCAAGAUACCAUCUGAUCAGAAAAACAUCAGAAGACACUCAUUGAAGAAUGAACAAGAGGAGAAACUCCGUCUGCGACAGGAGAAGGAACGCCAGAAGGAAGAGGCUAAAGCUGAAAAGAUGAAACAGAAGGAAGAGGCUCGCAAGCUUAAAGAUGAGCAAGAAAAGGAAAAACGAGAGAAAAAAGAAAAAGAGAAACGAGAGAAAAAGGAGAAGGAAGAUAAGGAAAAGGCAGACAAGCUGAAAGUGAAAGAGGAGAUGCGGAAAUCAAAGCUAGAGGCAAAGCUUGAAGAAAAACGGAAGAAAGAAGAGGAGAAGCAAAUGAAGGAAGAGGAGAAACGGUUGAAAGAAGAGAAGGAUCGCCUCAAAGCUGAGAAAGCAGAAAUUACACGUUUUCUGCAGAAAUCCAAGAUCCAACAGGCUCCAAAGACACUUGCAGCUGCGUGUGGGAAGUUUGCUCCAUUUGAGAUCAAAGAACACAUGGCUCUUGCACCACUGUGCCGGGUUCAGUGUGAGGACGCUGUCCUAGAGGAACUGGACCGGUGUUUGUUGAACCCUGCUGAUAACCUGAACGGACUGAAAGACUGGAUCGGGCCAAAACCCCGCAGCUCCGGACCCACCGACCCCAGACAGAGAGACUCGCUCUGCGAGUGUACAACAGCAGACGGGCCUAAACCAGACGGUGUGCCGGAUCGUAAACGUUGUGGACACAUGAAGCUGCUGCAGUUCCACGCAAACUACCGUCCAGCAUACUGGGGCACCUGGAGUAAGAAGAGCUCUCACAUCUCACCUCGCUGCCCCCUCAAACAAGACAAGGAUCUGUUCGACUAUGAGGUGGACAGCGAUGAAGAAUGGGAGGAAGAGGAACCAGGAGAAUCCCUGUCACACAGUGAAGGGGAAGAUGAGGAGGAAGGAGGUGAAGAUGAUGACGAUGAUGACGGCUUCUUUGUUCCUCAUGGCUACCUCUCAGACGAUGAAGGGGCUCCAGAAGAAGAGGAGGGCGGAGACCUGGAGAAGCAGAAACUACGGCAGAGAGUGAAAGCAAAGGAGUGGGAUGAGCUGAUGUCCACCAAGAAGAGGAUGAAGGUGCUGGACCCGGUGGUGAGGGGCUGCGUCUGGGAGGGAGAAGGACCUGGUGUGCAUCUCUUCCAGCCGUAUGCUUUGUGUCUGGUCGAGCCUUUACCCAAAGUAGACACCAGCCCCAGCCCAGAGGCCUUUUCACAGAAGCGUCAGAGGGAAGCACAAUUACUCGGUCAGCUGCUGCCUCUGCUGCACGGCAACCUCAACAGCAGCAAAGUGAUCAUCACGGAGUUCCAGGAGUUUUGUCGCCGACAGACGUCCUCUUCCUCCUCCUCGUCCUCACCUCCCAAACUGUCCAGUCCUCAGAGCCCAGCUGAAAACAUCCCCACCAGAAUACAAGUGAAGCGACUCAUCAAGAGCAAUGCUGUGUACGAGAAGCGCUCGACCUACAGACGCUGCUGCUGGUUCGUGCACACGGAGGUCCUGUCCCGCUGUGGGCAGGAGGCUCUUCCUGUUCCCUGCCACUGGACCUACCUCACCACCGGAGCUCGAGAAGAGUCCCGAGAAGAACCCCAGGCCGCCACGGGCUCUCAGGGGAACUCUCCCACUACCCCACAGACCUCCUCCACCACGUCCUCAUCCUCCAACAAGAGGAAGAGCACGGGCAGCAUGUCAAUCACCAAGUUCAUGAAGAAAUGCACUGAUCCAGAGCAGACGGAAGCAAUGGAGGCAGACGGUUUUCAAGCGGACACCGAGGAAGACGACGAGGAAGACUGUGUCAUCAUCGCCACACAGAGCGGCUCAACCACAAAGACCUCCUCCAGUGAGGGAGACUGUCUGAUGGAAGUCACCCCCUCUGACACGGCGGCUCUCCCCGUGGCCAGCGCUGCUCCAACACUCGCCACCGCCUGAGGAUAGUCCGGCUCCUCUGAUCAAGCCACUGUGUUUCCCCUCACAAGUGUCUCCCACCUGGUUCUGAACUCUACCGUGUCCCAGACACAAUCUUCAAGGGAAGCAGCACACUCUGAUACAGGCAACUCACAGCAGGUGACUUCUGCUCAGCAUCACAUUCUUUUUUUUUUUUCUUUUUUUUUUUUUUUAAAUGAGUCCGGAGUCAUCGUGCCUGUACGAUGUAGUUGUGCCUAAAAUCAGGACUGUCUGACUCGAAUAUUAAGGGCAGUUUUGUCCGAUGUUGAUUAACUAUGUAUGAUAUUUUGCAUUGAAGUGUCGGUCGGUCAUGUUGGUCGUGGGCCUCUUUAAAGUCUCUCUGGCACUGCUUUAGCUACGGCAGGUUGGGUUGAGCAGAGGGAGGAAGAGCAGAACGGAAAUGCCCAAAUGUUCAUGAGAAGAAGCAUUCAAGACAUCAAAAACACUGCGUUAUUUACGGUUCUUGAAAUGUUUGAAUCCAUGACGUUAUUGUGUUUGUGUGUGUAUGUAUAUAUAUAUAUGUAUGUGUGUGUA
Molecule: messenger RNA, 3748 nt
Organism: Anarrhichthys ocellatus (wolf-eel)
Lineage: Eukaryota; Metazoa; Chordata; Actinopteri; Perciformes; Anarhichadidae
Gene: chaf1a
Product: chromatin assembly factor 1, subunit A (p150)
Exons: 16
Coding region: 485-3199 (904 amino acids)
Biological process (GO): nucleosome assembly
Cellular component (GO): nucleus; CAF-1 complex
Molecular function (GO): catalytic activity
Source: RefSeq, a predicted model, not a curated record